This is a messenger RNA of Stegastes partitus (bicolor damselfish), 948 nucleotides long. NCBI's taxonomy places the organism in Eukaryota, Metazoa, Chordata, Actinopteri, Pomacentridae. The record is from RefSeq and is a predicted model, not a curated record.
AUGGAACAAACCAGACGCAGAACCGGGUUUGCCACUUUCCUUAGAAAGAUCGACGAGGAAAGUCCACAAGAGGCUACAGCACCUCCCGCCGUCGUCAAGAAGAAGCAGAAGGCUCCUCCCGUUCCCCAGAGAACAAAGGCCUCAGAUAAUUCUGAGGCAAAGAAAAACCUCCAAGAACACCAACAGGAGGUGAACCAGGGCAGCGAGCAGAAGGACCCAGAAAUCUUCGGACUCAAGAGUCGGACGGAGAGUCUUUCUGCAUCGUCCAACAAAAGACUGGAGAAGAAGAAUGAAGAACUCCAGAGUUACGUGGAGGCUCUGGAGCAAAGGCUGGAGGAGCGGGAGGAAGAAGACCUGAAGGUCCAUCAGGAGUUGGUCCAGCAGAACACAGCCCUGCUGAAGCUGGUCGACUCCAUGAAUGCGACCAUCAGGAAACUGAGGGCCGAGCAGAACCAGGCGGACGAACUCUGUCGCAGCUGCAGAAAAGAAAAUCAAGAGCUGAAGGACAGAGUGAGUCAAUAUGAAGACCUGGAAGAAGCUCUGAAGGCAGAGAGACGCAACAACGCCGAGUCCAACCAGCUCAAGGACGAGGAAAUCCUCAGACUGCAGAGUCUGACGGAGAGUCUCUCUGCGACGCUCAGCGAGACCAGCCAGCAGCUGAGCCACACAGAAGCUCAAGUCCAGCAGAUCCUACAAGAGGUGACACAGCUGGAAGAAGUGGAGAAGGUCAAAGAGGACAAGAUCCAGGAGCUUCAGCAGCAAAAGACCGGGAUGGAGCAGAAGCACCAGAAGCUGCAGUCAGCUUACAUGAUCAAUAAGAAGCGUCGCCUGCGAACUGAGCCCAGACAUGAAUCAGGUGGAGAUCAGACGGAAAGCGUGGCGUCUGAUUGGCCGCUGCCUGCAGCUCAGAUCCACCUGAUCAGAGCCGGAGCAGCAGAGCUCAGGUGA